Zingiber officinale is the source of this 1195-nucleotide messenger RNA. RefSeq names its product thioredoxin-related transmembrane protein 2-like. The transcript is spliced from 10 exons. The record is from RefSeq and is a predicted model, not a curated record. The coding region runs from base 186 to 971 and encodes 261 amino acids. Lineage: Eukaryota; Viridiplantae; Streptophyta; Magnoliopsida; Zingiberales; Zingiberaceae.
CCCGGGUCACUGCUGGCUAUAGCUAGGCAGGUGGGAUGAGCCAAUGAAUAUUUCGACCCAAGAAGCCAAGGAAUUUCGACCCCAAGAAGCCAAUUAUAAAACAUGAAGGGGGACAAGGUAGAUUUAUUUCCGUGCCGUUAGGUUUGGAUCUCCGGCGACCAGAGAGCGGGCGAGCGAAAGGCGAUAUGGAGGCGAUGAGGUCCGCGCCGGCGAUAGCAAGGAGUGGCCACCCUUUCCCAUGGCUGAAUCUUAUGGUGACCGAACCAUUCUAUCUCCUUCACGUUCUCCUCUUUUGCUCUUACUUCGCUGCUCGCAGUUCCUCUGUUCAAAGCCUCCCCUCGGAUCUUUCCAAUCAUCUUAUCCAUCGGGAGAUUCAGGCGUUUCUUGCGUUUUUGGUUCUGCUGGUGGUGAAGGUGGUGAGGGAGGAAACCUGGGAAGCAUUUGUUGCUGAUAGUUUACUAUAUGCCAAGGCAUUCCUAUUUGCAAUUGCCUUAGUAAUCAACUACAGCUUGGCCCUAUGCUACUUGGUGGCUUUUCUAGUAAUAUUCAUUAUUGCUCAGCAACCACCAUACGAUGGCCUAGGUAUUACUUUCUCUCUUACCCCUUUGCAAUUAGAAAGCUUGUUGACUGAAGGAAACACUUCAAAAUUUUGGCUGGUUGAGUUUCGGGCUUUGUGUUCUUCAACGUAUGUGUGUAACAGUCGUAUUUUCCCUGAUCUCUCAGUAAUAUACUCAAAUAAAAAUAUUUCUUUUGGAAUAGUGGAUAUCGGGCACUUUCCAAACGCUGCAGAGAAAUUUGGAAUAUCUUUGCCUGGUCAUAUCCCAACUUAUAUUUUGUUUGAAAAUGCCGUUGAAAUUGCUAGACUGCCAGAAAUUGGUUAUGCAGAAAUUUCUCUUCCAAAAAUUUCAAAGAAGCUUCUUUGUCAAAAUUUUGAGCUUGAUAGACGACUUAUUGAGUACAUCUCCAGUUAGCUUCUUACGAAACUGAUGCUGAAACUAGUUUUUUUUUUUUUGUGUGUUAAUUUUAGUUGGUAUUUUCUGGUGUUGGCUACUUAAAAUUAUCUCAAGUCAGUUGCUGGUACGAGUAUCAAUUAUUUCUUUACACGAUUAUGGAUUGUAAUGUGAGUUUUUUUCCUUUUAACUUUUUGUACCAAACCCAAUGCUGAGAUAUUUUUAAUAAAGAUACAAUUUAUUCA